Molecule: messenger RNA, 3164 nt
Organism: Folsomia candida
Lineage: Eukaryota; Metazoa; Arthropoda; Collembola; Entomobryomorpha; Isotomidae
Gene: spel1
Product: DNA mismatch repair protein Msh2
Exons: 20
Coding region: 144-3080 (978 amino acids)
Biological process (GO): mismatch repair; mitotic recombination
Cellular component (GO): nucleus; MutSalpha complex
Molecular function (GO): ATP-dependent DNA damage sensor activity; mismatched DNA binding; ATP binding
Source: RefSeq, a predicted model, not a curated record
CUCCUCAAAUCAUCCUUCACACGGCCAGUGUGUUCUGUCUGUGUGUUUGUCCAAUUAUACAUACUUACCGGUUCUAGAAUUAUUAAAAUUUCGGAAGUACUACGUGUUCAUUACAAUAAAUUAGUGACAACAAAUUCCUCAGAAUGUCUAAAAAUGAUGGCAAAGACUUGGUGGAAGAUGGACUUUAUAUUGCUGCUUUUAAAAGAGUUUCAGAGCAAUCCGCUGGAACAGUCCGAUUUUUCGAUACGGAUGGGGAUGGGGAAAAGUUUGUGGUUUACAACAAUGAUGCGAGAUUAGCAUCAAAAGAGCUUAUCGGGAAUAUUUCAAUUCGUACCUGUAAAUAUAAGAUUGGAAAUGAGGAAAAGGUUUUAGAUUAUGCAUACAUUCGUCGAAGCAACUUUGAAACCUUUGUUCGCGACCUGCUUCUCGUCCGACAGUAUAGAGUUGAGGUUUUCAUUAACGAAUCGACAACAAAGGGGAGGAUUGAUUGGGUGCCAAAAUAUAAAGCAUCGCCUGGUAAUUUAGCCCAGUUUGAUGAUAUCCUCUUUAACAACAGUGGAACCGAGAUGACUGUUAACAAUGGUGUGAUGGGAAUUCGUAUAGGAAAUGUCGAUAAAACCAAGACGGUUGGUGUGGCUCAUGUUAACUUGAACGAAUGUGAAAUUCAUUUACUUGAAUUUGCUGACAACGAUAGUUUAACCAAUCUGGAGUCGGUGUUGAUUUUACUUUCUCCUAAAGAAGCUGUUUUCCCUGUUGUAGCGUCUCAAGCUGGCGAUGUUAACACCUUGCGAAAAAUAAUUGAGCGCAACCGUAUCCUUAUUAACGAGAAGAAGAUUGGAGAUUUUGACGACAAAGAUAUAGAUCAGGAUAUGAAGAGGCUCUUACAGUUCACUAAGGGAAAACUACGAAAUAUCUCAACACUACCAGAGUUCGACAAGAAAUUAGCAGUCUCAGCAUUGGCUGGAACUAUAAAAUAUUUGGAGCUCUUAUCUGGAGAGUCUUAUCAAAAUCAGUUUCGAGUGGUUCCCUUUGAUUUCGGUCUUUAUGUAAAAAUGGAUUUAGCUGCAUGCCGAGCCCUACAUUUGUCCCUCAAUAAUUUGGAGAAGAAUUCUAGAAACAAUGUUAACUUACAGUCGACUAUUGACCAGUGUCGCACUGCACAGGGUCACCGUCUGAUGGCUCAAUAUUUAAGACAGCCACUUGUUAGCAAAGAAAAAUUAGAAGAGCGCUACGACUUGGUUCAAAUUUUAAUGGAUGACAUAAUUUUAAGACAAACCCUUCGGGAUGAUCAUUUGCGAAAAGUACCAGACUGCCAAACAUUUGCGAGAAAGUUGUAUAGAAAGAAAUGUACCUUGCAAGAUUAUUACAAAUCUUACCUCUUUCUAACAACGAUGGAUAAAAUGUUGGAAGACUUAAAAACACACGAAGGCGAAAAGCAACAUGUAUUGCAGUCCUGGUUUAUCGAUCCACUUACGACUUUGGACGAAGAGUUAUCAAAAUUUAAAGAGUUGAUUCAAACAACAUUGGAUCUCGAAAUGGCCGGUAAAGGCGAAUAUGUCGUUCAAGCUGAUUUUGACGAAUCUUUGUUAGAGUUUAAAAAUGAGAUGGACAGUAUUCAAACUGAGAUGGGAGAUCUGUUGUAUAAAGUUGCAAAGGAACUCGGUCUUGAAGCCAAUAAAUCAGUCAAACUGGAAUCUAAUAGCCAAAAUGGUUACUUUUUUCGUGUUACUCUGAAGGAGGAGAAAUCCAUCAGGGGUAACAAUAAAUUUACAAUGAUUCGAUCAACCAAGGGAGCUGUUGGAUUUACAAAUUCCAAGUUGAUCCAGUUGUCUGAUUCUUACAUUGGCUACAGAAGUCAGUAUGAAUCUGAACAAAGAGGAAUUGUUGCUGAUAUGGCAGGAGUGGCUGCUGACUAUUACACAUGCUUCGAACAACUGGGUCGUAUACUUGCUGAGUUAGACGUCUUUACCAGUUUUGCUUUUUGCUCAGUCAACUCAACACUACCGUAUGUUCGUCCGAAAUUACUACCCAAAGGUACCGGUCGGAUUCAUUUUGAGGGUUUGAGACACCCAUGUAUUGAGUCUUUUGCUGAUGUUAAUUUCAUCCCCAAUGAUGUGGAUUUUGAGAAAGAUAAACAAAAUUUCUAUAUCCUCACUGGUCCAAAUAUGGGAGGAAAAUCAACAUUUUUAAGAUCGGUCGGAAUAGCUACCUUGUUAGCCCAUGUUGGAUGUUUCGUACCUGCCACCGCCGCUGAAGUUUCUAUUGUCGAUGCUAUUUUGGCGAGGGUUGGAGCAAGCGACUCUUUGGAUAAAGGGAUUUCCACAUUCAUGGCAGAAAUGAUUGAAGCCUCCUAUAUUUUAAAGACUGCAACACCAGAUUCUCUCGUGAUUAUAGAUGAGCUAGGUCGUGGUACGUCAACAUACGAUGGGUUUGGAUUGUGCUGGGCGAUUACAAAGUACUUGGCAAAAAAUGUAGGAUGUUACGGUAUUCUUGCUACGCAUUUCCAUGAACUCACUGAUUUGGCUGAUGAGAUUCUAACGGUGGCGAAUUAUCAUGUUGCUGCUAUUGCUACUGAUGGGGGUCUCACGAUGUUGUACAAAAUUCAAAAAGGACCCUGUGAUAGAAGUUUUGGAAUCCAUGUUGCCAGUUAUGUCGGAUUCCCCAAGGAUGUGCUCGAUGAGGCAAAACAAAUGUCAAAGGUCUUGGAGGAUUAUUGCCAAGAAGAGGACACUGAUGACAGUGAAGCUGCUGUAAAAAGGAGACGUGAUAACAAAAACGCGGGACAAAAGGUGGUUGACGAAUUUAUGGAUGAAAUCCGACAGUACUGUAAAGAGCAAGUUCCUGCUAACGGGACAAUUACAGAAGAAGCGGAAGCAGCAUUUCAGUCAAAGUUUCAAGAACUUUUACGAGAAGUCAAAGUAAAGGCUGCUGCAAAUCCGUACCUACAACACCUUCUUCGUCAAGCUUCAGCUGAGGCGGACAAGAAUAGGGUAUCAAAAACCUGUGAAUUAAUGGAUACUGACGAUAAUGAAGAAAUGGACAUUGGAGGACAUACUGACGAAGAGAACUGGUACAAUUAAAGUAAACGUCGUACUAUUAUAUUUUUGUACUUCAUUUUUAUAUUUCAGUAACUCAAUGAAUAAAUGCUCAAUGUCAAAAAAAUA